This is a messenger RNA of Aphanomyces astaci, 354 nucleotides long. RefSeq lists its product as hypothetical. NCBI's taxonomy places the organism in Eukaryota, Oomycota, Saprolegniomycetes, Saprolegniales, Verrucalvaceae. The transcript has a single exon. The record is from RefSeq and is a predicted model, not a curated record. Bases 1 to 354 code for a protein of 117 amino acids.
AUGGAACACGUCCUUGUCACCGCAGAUGAGAAUGGUGAGUACUUGUGCCCUCAAUGCGAGGUCAAGUACACCCGCCAGGAGUCACUGCGCAUGCACUGCACACGCAAACACGGGCUCGCCAUCACCUUCAAGGUCAAGCGUACUGCUGCCGAGAAGAGCGAACAAAGCCGCCAGCGAAAGGCAAAGUGGUCCGAGAAACAAGCGGCAAUUCGUGCCCUUGUUUCGCUUUCGACCGUUGAAGAAAAGUGCGAUGCGUUUUCGCGUCGCGACGCGAGAAAGCGUGGGGUCCAUGAAGCCAAGGAUCCCAUCGUCUACACCAAGAUGUCGUCGAUCCAGAAUGCAGGUCUCGAAUAA